This is a messenger RNA of Amphibalanus amphitrite, 541 nucleotides long. RefSeq names its product 40S ribosomal protein S2-like (gene RpS2). Gene Ontology annotation, molecular function: structural constituent of ribosome; RNA binding. Gene Ontology annotation, cellular component: ribosome; cytosolic small ribosomal subunit. The record is from RefSeq and is a predicted model, not a curated record. NCBI's taxonomy places the organism in Eukaryota, Metazoa, Arthropoda, Thecostraca, Balanomorpha, Balanidae. Gene Ontology annotation, biological process: translation.
UCGCGGUACCGGCAUUGUGUCGGCGCCAUCCCCAAACACCUGCUUACCAUGGCCGGUAUCGAGGACUGCUACACCUCGGCCCGAGGCAGCACCAGCACGCUCGGCAACUUCGCCAAGGCGACGUACGCUGCGAUCGCCAAGACGUACGGCUACCUGACUCCGGACCUGUGGAAGGAGAACGUGUUCACCAUGUCUCCGAUCCAGGAGUUCACCGACUACCUGAUGAAGAACCACCGCCAGGUGCAGACCCAGCAGCGGGAGGAGGGCCAGUGAGCUGACCCGGUCCGACCCCGCUGAGAGGUCAGUGAGGUGUCGCCGCCGGUGGCCGGUCAGACGGCCGGCUGGACGGGCGCUGAGCUGACCUCCCCGGUGAGGUGAGCCCUCAGAGGGUCACUGAGCCGGGCCGGAGGUCGGUAGGCCCGCGCCGCCCCCAGGAGCCGGCCCCGCACUCAGCUGAUCGGACUGACAUAGGUCCCAGUCUGACGGACUGACAGACUGAUUUGACUGACGGCGCUGAAAUACAAUUACGGUCGGAACGGAA